UGGUAUUAAUUUUAGACGCGUUCUCAUGGUGUCAUGGCAUCUGCGUUGUCGCUGCCGGCUGUUGUGUUGUGCGUGAGGUCAAUCGAUAAGUCGCUUAUUAUUUUCGUGUUUUAUAAUAAACAAAACACACUUAACAAAAUGACUAAUUCAGCUAUUUCGGAUCAAUCACUCAUGGAUAAGUCUAUGCGAAGUGUUUUCGUCGGGAACAUCCCGUACGAGGCCACAGAAGAGAAUUUAAAAGACAUAUUUAGCGAGGUUGGACCAGUUUUAUCAUUCAAACUUGUGUUUGAUCGUGAAACUGGUAAACCAAAAGGUUAUGGAUUCUGCGAGUACAAAGAUCAGGAAACAGCACUUAGUGCCAUGAGAAAUUUAAAUGGUUAUGAAAUAGGAGGUAGAACACUAAGAGUAGACAAUGCUUGUACAGAGAAGAGCAGAAUGGAGAUGCAAAGUCUGCUGCAAGGUCAAAACACAGAGAAUCCAUAUGGAGAAGUCGUGCAAGCAGACAAAGCACCAGAAGCAAUUAGCAAGGCAGUUGCUUCUUUACCACCGGAACAAAUGUUCGAGCUCAUGAAACAGAUGAAACUAUGUGUUCAAAAUAAUCCUAAUGAAGCAAGGCAAAUGCUGCUUCAAAAUCCUCAGUUAGCUUAUGCUCUUCUUCAAGCACAAGUCGUCAUGAGAAUUGUUGACCCUCACACAGCUGUCAGUAUGCUACAUAAGGCUAAUCCAAUCCCAGGAGUCUUGGUGCCACAGGAGAAACCUCCAGUUAUCAACGUACCUCCUCCACGUAUCGAAGAACCUUGGGCCACAUCAAGACCACCACCCAUGGCCAAUAACCCACCACCUACUAUUUUUGCUGGACAAGACAUUGAUUUAAGGACUUUAGAUAGACAAGUAGACCCCAGAAUGGCUAGGAUGGACCAAGAUUUGAGGGGACCACCACCGACUACCACAGCAUUGCCUCCACCUCCCAUUCCAGCUAUCGUAGCUGCUUCAUCUGAUCCAAGAACUGUUAAUGCAUUCAAUAUGUCUGAAUCUGUUCUACCAAUGGAAGGGAUUGACAGCUUUGGCAGAGAUCCACGAACUGAUCGAUUUCCACGUGAUCCAAGGGACCCACGAGAUCCUAGGAAUGUACCAUCCGUCGACCCGAGAAUGGCGGCCAAACCAAAUGCACCGACGAUUAUACCUACAGCAGCAGCUAUUAACACAACUGCAGGCGCUGGAAUUACAAAUAGUAGCGCAAGGUUGAUGGCUGGAAUGUCGUCAGCCGGAAACAUACCCAGUGGUGCCACAGACCAAGAGAAGGCUGCUCUCAUAAUGCAAGUGCUUCAACUAUCAGACGAGCAAAUUGCAAUGUUACCUCCAGAACAGAGACAAAGUAUUUUAGUUUUAAAAGAACAAAUAGCUAAAAGUACACAGCGCUAACUUUCAAUAUAUAUAUAUACUUAUACGUAUCCUAACGAUAAUUUUUAAUUACUGUUCGUGAAGCUAUAAACCACAAGUGUAAUUAAAAUACUUUUGAAGAUUUAGCUUGAAAUUUUGUAAUGGCUCAACAAUUUGAAAGCCAAAUAGAGAGAGAGUGAAAGAGAGAGGGAGAGAGAGAGAAAAUAAGAAAGAAAGUUAUUGUGGAAACGUGAUUAUUUUAUUAAUGACGUGUAUUAUUUUAUUAAUAAUUGUAAGUUAUAGUUGAGUUAUACACUCAGAAGAUCGCUAUAAAAAUUGCGCACUGGUUCUUAAAUUUGGAUGCUCAUAAUUCAAAAAGUAGUAUAUUAUAACUAUUUUAAAAAUUUUCUUUUGUAAAGACACUUAGAUUGACGUACAAAUUUUUUUACUACUCGGAUAACUAAACUCUGUAUAAUUUAAUUGAGACUGAAUUGAAAAACAUUAUAUCCAACUAAUGAUUUUUCACAACUGAUUAUUGUUAAAUAAAUUUUCAUGAAAAAUAUAUUUGAAGCAAAAAAUUUAUUUUGUAUCUUU
Messenger RNA from Phymastichus coffea, 1974 nucleotides. RefSeq names its product cleavage stimulation factor subunit 2 (gene CstF64). Lineage: Eukaryota; Metazoa; Arthropoda; Insecta; Hymenoptera; Eulophidae. The record is from RefSeq and is a predicted model, not a curated record. Gene Ontology annotation, molecular function: mRNA binding. Gene Ontology annotation, cellular component: mRNA cleavage and polyadenylation specificity factor complex. The transcript has 8 exons. The coding region runs from base 34 to 1422 and encodes 462 amino acids. Gene Ontology annotation, biological process: mRNA 3'-end processing.